Molecule: messenger RNA, 624 nt
Organism: Schizosaccharomyces japonicus yFS275
Lineage: Eukaryota; Fungi; Ascomycota; Schizosaccharomycetes; Schizosaccharomycetales; Schizosaccharomycetaceae
Product: fungal protein
Exons: 1
Coding region: 1-624 (207 amino acids)
Cellular component (GO): mitochondrion
Molecular function (GO): nucleic acid binding
Source: RefSeq, a predicted model, not a curated record
AUGUUCUCGGCGAAACGACUCUGGAACUUGAGUUCGUUUUUUGGUAAUGGACGGUCAGCUCGAUUUAUCUGCAAAUCAUCGAAAUUAACGCACAAUUCUGUGCUCUCGUACAUGAAGUACGCAGAAGAAACCGGCUUGUCAAAGGCGUCAACUGUUUAUCAAGGAACAUUGUUUGAGUACAUUAUACAACACACCUUAAGUCGACAUGGCUUUCAGUUGAAACGUUGUGGUGGACGAAAUGACCGGGGAAUCGACUUGCUUGGGACUUGGACUUUAAAAGGACUAGUUCCUGUAAUAAACCCUGUUGCCAUCUCGUGUAAAUGCUUAAACCAAGCACUUGGCCCACUUUAUGUUCGUGAGCUUGAAGGCUCUCUCUCUGCAAGACCAGAGGGAACCAUUGGUAUAUUGGCCGGCCAAAGUUCUUUCACAGAUGCUGCCAUCAAAACAUUAGCAGGAAGUAGUUUCGCCAUGGCUGCGUGCGGUGUUGUUGCUCAAGAUUUGAACAGUUACAUCUACCAGUUUCUUUGGAACGAACCAGCCGCAGAAUUAUUGGGAAAUCUUCGCGUGUGUCAAGUCCACAAUACGUCAAACUCUCCUCCGCCUGUUACCUUUCUCCGCUCAUGA